This is a messenger RNA of Acomys russatus (golden spiny mouse), 753 nucleotides long. Its product is annotated as granzyme E-like. The record is from RefSeq and is a predicted model, not a curated record. Gene Ontology annotation, cellular component: intracellular membrane-bounded organelle; cytoplasm. The transcript has 6 exons. NCBI's taxonomy places the organism in Eukaryota, Metazoa, Chordata, Mammalia, Rodentia, Muridae. Gene Ontology annotation, molecular function: serine-type endopeptidase activity. The coding region runs from base 1 to 753 and encodes 250 amino acids. Gene Ontology annotation, biological process: proteolysis.
AUGGCACCAGUGCUGAUUCUCCUGGCUUUUCUCCUGCCCCUUGGAGCUCAUUCUGAGGAGAUCAUCAAAGGCCAUAAGAUCAAGCAUCACUCCCUCCCCUACAUGGCAUUUGUUAGGUUUCUGAAAGAAGAUGGGAAUAGGAGUCGCUGUGGGCACUUCCUUGUGCAUUACAACUAUGUGCUAACAGCUGCUCACUGCAGGGGAAGUGAGGAGAACUCAAUAACAGUCACGCUGGGGGCCCACAACCUCAAGGCACAGGAGCAGACCCAGCAGAUCUUCCCUGUGGCAAAAGCCAUUCCCCACCUUAACUAUAAUUCUAAGGACAAGAUCAAUGACAUCAUGCUGUUAAAGCUGGAGGGAAAGGCCAAGAGGACUAAAGCUGUGAAGCUCCUCAAGUUGACCAGGGCCAAGGCCCGGGUGAAGCCAGGGAAGAAGUGCCAUGUGGCUGGCUGGGGGGUGACAUCCUUCAAUUCUACUAAAGCAUCUGAUCUCCUACAAGAGGCUGAACUGAGCAUUCAGGUGGACUAUCAAUGCCAGAAACACUUCCCUCACUAUUCAGAGACAAUACAGAUAUGUGUUGGAGACCUCCGAAAAAUACAACUGGCUUUCAAGGGUGACUCUGGGGGGCUCCUUGUGUGUGACAACAGAGCUUAUGGAGUUUGUGCUCAUGCUAAGAAGGAAACCGCUGUAGACAUCAUCACUAAAAUUUCCCCCUUCCUGCCAUGGAUAAGCAGAAACUUGAAGCUCCCCUAG